AUGGUUCUUAUCUGCCGUCACAUUCUAUGUUUCUAAUUACAGAGGUCAGUUUAAGGAUAAUCUAUCCUGCAAGCAGUCUGGCUAACUUUGCAACAAUGAACAAACACAGGAAUCAAAUGACUGAAAGGAUAUUGGAUCUAACCCUGGAGAUCAUCUGCCUGCUGACUGGAGAGGAUUCUGUAGUUGUGAAAAGAAGUGGUGAACUUGUAGCACAAUGCAGCAAUGCCUGUAUGCCAGAAGGAUCCAUCAAGACCCAAGGCCCCAGCUAUUCUCACUCAUUGAUUCAUGAGAGAACCAAUAAGAAGAAGAUCCUGGAACUGACCAAUCGGAUCAUCCAGCUGCUGACUGGAGAGGUUCCCAUAAGGUGUGAAGAUGUCACUGUCCAUCUCUCCAUGGAGGAGUGGGAGUAUUUAGACGGGCACAAGGAUGUUUACAAAGACAUGGUGAAGGAGAAUCACCAACCUCAGAGCUCACUGGCUGAUGGCUCCUCUGGAAAACCUGCUCAAACUAAUGCUGCUCCUGAAGAUAUAAAUGAAGAUAAAAUUGGCCUUAACAGAAAUAAAAAAGAGAAGAGAGAGUGCAACUCCACAAAGAAUGUGGGGGUGGAUUCAGCCUCUUAUGACAUAAACCUUACAGACAUUGCAAAACCCUCAGAAGACAUGCAGACAAAAUGUUCAUCUACUCAUAUUAGGGAGGAACCAGUGGCAUGUGAAGAACCGAAUCGUGCAGACACUGACAUUUGUACACCCAUAGACCAUAUACAGACAGAAUAUGCAUCUACCCAUAUUAAAGAGGAACCAGCUUCAUGUGAACAAGGAAAUGUAACAGACACUGACGUUUAUACACACAUAGAACAUACAAAGAUAGAAUAUCCAUCAACUCCUAUUAAGGUUGAUUCAACCUUGUGUGGAAAAGAAAAUCUCACAGAUAUGGAUGUUGAUUCACCGUCAGAGCAUGCACAAACAGAAUAUACAACAAUUCAAGUAAAGGAGGAAGCAGACUCAUGUGACGAGGAAAAUCUUACAGAUACUGACCUUUAUACACCCACGGAACAUUCCGAAGCUGAUUAUAUAUCUAUUCAUAUUAAGGAGGAAUCGGUCUCGAGUGAAGAAGGAAAUCUCACAGAGACUGACAGUUUAACACGUAAAGAAAACACCCAGACAAGAUCUUCAUAUUCUUGCUCUCAGUGUGACAAAAGUUUCACAGACAAGUCAAGUUUUGUUAAACAUCAGUGGAGUCACAUGGGAAAGAAACUAUUUGCAUGUUCUGAAUGUGGGAAAUGUUUUACCCGUUCCUCAAAUCUUGCUAAACAUCAGAAAGUUCACACAGGAGAGAAAUCUUAUUCGUGCUCUCAGUGUGGCAAAUCAUUUGCAGAUAAAUCAAAUUUAUUUAAACAUCAGCGUAUUCACGUGGCAGAGAAAGAGUUCUCGUGCCCUGUGUGUGAAAAAUGUUUUACUCGUGCCUCAUACCUAGCUAAACAUCAGAAAAUUCACACAGGAGAGAAACCAUUUUCUUGCACUGAUUGUGGGAAAUGCUUUAGGCUUUCUACACAACUUAUUUUGCAUCAGAGAACACACACAGGAGAGAAACCAUAUCCGUGCACUCUAUGUGGGAAAAGUUUUAAGCAAUCCUCACAACUUGCUAUGCAUCAAAGGACUCACACCGGAGAGAAACCACAUUUCUGCAUUGAAUGUGGGAAAUGUUUUGCUGUUAAAUCGAAUCUCGUUGCUCAUCAGAAGAUUCAUGUAGGACGUAAAACAUUUGCAUGUUUUGAAUGUUUUACUUGCAAGGCAAGUCUUGUUAUACAUCCUGAUAUUGAAACAGGAAAAAAACUGUUCUCCUGUACACAAUGCGGGAAAUGUUUUGCUCAAAAAUAAGAUAUUUUUUACACCUGUAAAGAAAACAAUUACCAUGUGCUGGGACAAAUGUUUUACUCAAAAGCCAUGUUUUACAUUACAUUAAUGAAUUCUUACAAUAUAGAAACCAUUUCCUUGCUCAGAAUGUGGGAAAUGUUUUAUUAAUUGACCAGAUCUAUUUAAUCCUGAAAUGAUUCACACAUACCAUGCUCUGAGCAUGUUUUGUACAUCAACAUCAAGUAAUCCAAUUUGUUAACAAGAAUUGUUAGCUGAACCCUAUUUAGUGUAGGAUUAACUUUGAUUUGUAUAACAAUAACAGUAAUUUGUAUAACAUUCAUUAAAAAAACAUGUUAAGUUAAUAUUUAUCAAAGAUAUGUUUUGUCUACUCUGAGAUUGAAAGAUAUCGAUUAA
Messenger RNA from Pelobates fuscus (common spadefoot toad), 2267 nucleotides. Its product is annotated as oocyte zinc finger protein XlCOF7.1-like. The coding region runs from base 27 to 1877 and encodes 616 amino acids. Gene Ontology annotation, molecular function: RNA polymerase II cis-regulatory region sequence-specific DNA binding; DNA-binding transcription factor activity, RNA polymerase II-specific. NCBI's taxonomy places the organism in Eukaryota, Metazoa, Chordata, Amphibia, Anura, Pelobatidae. The record is from RefSeq and is a predicted model, not a curated record. The transcript is spliced from 4 exons. Gene Ontology annotation, biological process: regulation of transcription by RNA polymerase II.